AUGUUGACAAUAAGUCAGGUUCUUAUAGCUGUGGCUGUAUUUCUUCUAAUUACCCAGUUUUUAAAGUUGCAGCAAGCACAGAGAUGGCUUCCUCCUGGACCAAUUCCUCUCCCAGUUUUUGGGACCUUGAUACAGCUGAACUUUCAGUUUAAUCGUGAUCUCCUCAUGAAGCUGGCAAAAAUUCAUGGCAAUAUAUUCACCUUAUGGUUUGGAUGGGCCCCAGUGGUUGUACUGAAUGGAUUUCAAGCAGUGAAGGAUGGUAUGACCACUCACCCUGAAGAUGUUUCUGGGAGGCUGGUGUCUCCUUUCUUCAGAGCAAUGGCCAAAGGGAAAGGGAUUAUGUUGGCAACUGGUCACACCUGGAAGCAGCAGAGAAGGUUUGCACUCAGGACUCUACGCAACCUUGGCCUGGGGAAAAAAGGUCUGGAGCAUCGAGUUCAAGAGGAAGCCCACUACCUGGUAGCCUUUUUUGCGAGCAUGAGAGGGAAACCUCUGGAUCCUUCUUUCUCUCUUGUUCAUUCUGUUUCAAAUGUCAUUUGUGCUGUCGUGUUUGGACAUCGUUUCUCCAGAGAGGAUGAGACUUUUCAUGAACUGAUUAGAGCCACAGAGCAUCUGUUCAAAUUUGGGGGCAGCUUUAUUCAUCAUCUGUACGAAAUCUUCCCCUGGCUGAUGUGCCGUCUCCCUGGGCCCCACAAGAAGGCGCUGGCUUGCUAUGAUGUCCUGAGCAACUUUACACGGAGAGAGAUCAGAAUGCACAAGGAGUGUGGGACACUGGAUGAACUGCAGGAUUUCAUUGACUUUUACCUGGCUCAUAUUGAAAAAUCCAAAGAUGAACCCAGGUCUACAUACAAUGAAGACAACAUGGUUUAUUCUAUAAAUGACCUUUUCCUGGGUGGAUCAGAGACAACAAGCACUACUUUGAACUGGGGUCUGCUCUAUAUGGUGGCAUAUCCAGACAUCCAAGAGAAAGUUCAGAAGGAGUUGGAUGCUGUUCUAGGUCCUUCCAAGUUAAUCUGCUAUGAGGAUCGGAGAGAACUGCCCUACACAAAUGCUGUGGUUCAUGAGAUCCAACGCUUCAGCAACAUUAUCUCAGUUGGCAUGCCCAGGGUGUGUGUGAGGAACACAACAUUGCUUGGCUUUCCCCUCAAAAAGGGCACCAUAAUUCUUCCAAAUAUUGCUUCAUCUUUGUAUGACCCAGAGCAGUGGGAAACACCUCGACAAUUCAACCCUGGUCACUUCUUGGAUAAGGAUGGAAACUUUGUGAGCCAAGAAGCCUUUUUACCAUUCUCAAUAGGGCACCGUGUGUGUUUGGGGGAGCACCUAGCGAGGACCGAGCUCUUUAUUUUCUUUGCCAACCUGCUGAGGUCUUUCACCUUCCAGCUCCCCGAGGGAGUGACAGAAAUCAACAUAGAGCCCAUUUUGGGGGGUACCCUGCAGCCCCACCCAUACAGGGUUUGUGCCAUUCCCCGCUAG
Myiozetetes cayanensis is the source of this 1473-nucleotide messenger RNA. RefSeq names its product cytochrome P450 2J4-like. Lineage: Eukaryota; Metazoa; Chordata; Aves; Passeriformes; Tyrannidae. The record is from RefSeq and is a predicted model, not a curated record. The transcript is spliced from 9 exons. Gene Ontology annotation, molecular function: oxidoreductase activity, acting on paired donors, with incorporation or reduction of molecular oxygen, reduced flavin or flavoprotein as one donor, and incorporation of one atom of oxygen; iron ion binding; heme binding. Bases 1 to 1473 code for a protein of 490 amino acids. Gene Ontology annotation, biological process: arachidonate metabolic process; xenobiotic metabolic process. Gene Ontology annotation, cellular component: intracellular membrane-bounded organelle; cytoplasm.